Messenger RNA from Marchantia polymorpha subsp. ruderalis, 1554 nucleotides. The record is from the annotation of a GenBank genome assembly. Lineage: Eukaryota; Viridiplantae; Streptophyta; Marchantiopsida; Marchantiales; Marchantiaceae.
GGGACCCCUCCCGAGCUAAAGCUACGUGUGCAGCACGAACAAAGGUCUCGGUGCGGAGAGACAGUCUUCGAGAGAGGUCGGAGGGAGAAGAGAGCCCGGUAGAGACAGAGAGUGAGAGAGAACACAGAGACACAGACAGAGAGCGAGCGCUUGCGAGGGAGCGAGGGAAGGAACGAGAGAUUUUGUUGAGCGAGAGAUUUCGGCUGAUGGCAGGAUCGAUGGAAGGUGUCAGGUAUUCGGUCGUGGCUUGCGUGAUUUUGGCUCUGGCCGCAGCCGUGCCGCAAUGUAUGUCCGAGGGACAGGAAGAGGUCGAGGGGAAGAUUUUCGCACGCUCGUUGCACGAGACGCAGGUGAAGAAGGAGAGGAGUGUGGAUCUGAGGAAGGGCAUUCACGCUCGCAGGAGCGCCACGAAUCGCGGUCGGUUUUCUUCUCAGGAAGAAACGAGCGAUGAAAUCAGUGCCGAUAUGCCCCCGAUGUUUAAGAAUCCCGGCUUCGUGAGGUCUCAUCGUGGUGUUGGAAUGAGGAGGAGAACUCUUCAGUCUGCUGUUGCCGAGCAGAAAGGGUUUGUUGCCAAGGCUUGGCCUGCACAGUUCACUAUCAGCUUCACUUCGCAGUCGGGUGCUGUGACGGGCUAUUUGGCCUACGAUUGGAUUAACCAGCGUGAGGUUGUGGCUUACGGUGAAAACGCGACGUUCUGCGGCAAUUUCUUCACCGACGAGCCUUGCCUAAAGCUCCAGGUUCCAGGUAGAACUUACGUGUACAUUCCAUCGCAAGAGAAGUGCAUAUCGGGAGCUUUCGGCCCCGGAUCUUUGUCACCGGAGUGGACAUCGGAGUCGACCUUUGUCGGAGUUGAGUCCGUGCCAGGCGUCGGACUUUGCAGGAAGUUUGUACAUCUUCCCACAUCACAGACUUGGUCGGAGACAGUGGAUGGAUCGUUGCCAUGUGCUUACGGCUCCUCGGAAACUUCGAUGACCUUCUUCCACCCACAGACCCUCCAGGUCGGACCUCCAAGCCAGGAACUAUUCGAGUUCCCAGACUACUGUUUCGCUGAGUCCGGGUCGGUGGUGGCGUCGCAGUAAGCGAUGGAAUGCGAAUUUCUUUGCGUUUCAUAAUAUAAAGGUGAGCCAACCUUGGUAGAUCUGGCCAUACAACAUUUCGAGGUCUGGCAUUUAACUACGAAUUGUAUCUGGAUUGGACCUUGCUUAAGAUUGUCUCGAUCGAAGGUGAGAGUUCUCGGGAGUCUCGUGAGAGGACCCCAGCAGGAUUAUUGUCAUGGACAUACAUUAAUUGUACUCAGUCUUAGUUGUAAUCAUAAUGUGGGCCGGAAUGGGCCGUCUUUUCGCGCAGCAUCACAUGUAGAGCCUGAAUAUGUUGCCCUUGCUUGCCGAUCCUGGUAGGAAAAGUGUUGUUAAACUCAGUUGCAGAAUUUACUUCCAUCUCCGAAGGUCGGCAUUGUUGUUUCCUUUUCUUUUUGUAGGACCUAGUGGCUGUAAGAGUAUCGGGACUGCUCCGAGUCUUAUUGAAAUAUUUCACCGGUAAUCGAGCUUGAAUGAU